This is a messenger RNA of Triticum turgidum subsp. durum (durum wheat), 1365 nucleotides long. The record is from the annotation of a GenBank genome assembly. NCBI's taxonomy places the organism in Eukaryota, Viridiplantae, Streptophyta, Magnoliopsida, Poales, Poaceae.
AUGAUCAAGUGGGGGAUCAGCAGCGGGACGCCCGCGGAUUCGUACUACGAGAUCCGCUCCGAUUGCACAGACGAUGUGCCCAAAAGCAAGUUCAAGAUCAAGGCUGGCAAAACACUGAGUGUUCGGAAAUGGCAAGCUGCAUUUAAUCCUGAUGGCUGUCUUGACAUUGUCUCGGUCCUAAGCCGGAUACAAAAAGGAGGUGUUCACCCGACUGUCAGGGGGGAGGUUUGGGAGUUCUUACUUGGCUGCUUUGAUCCGAGGAGUACCUUUGAUGAGAGGGAGGAGAUCAGGCAAAUAAGAAGGCUACAAUAUGCUAGAUGGAAGGAAGAAUGCAAAGAGAUGGAUUCUCAUGUUGGUAGUGGUAAGGUUAUCACAGCACCACUUAUCACUGAGGAUGGAAGACCUAUCAAGGAUCCUUUGGUUUUACUUGAGGCUACUUCAAACCAAAACACCUCAGAGGGUGCUUCAACUAGCAGCCACAAUGGAAUUGAAGUAGACGAAUCUGCAGAAUGUAUUACUGACAAGCAAAUUAUUGAAUGGAAGCUUACAUUACAUCAAAUUGGACUUGACGUGCUACGUACUGACCGCACCAUGGUAUUUUACGAGAACAAGGAAAAUCUUUCAAAGUUGUGGGAUAUUCUAGCCGUGUAUGCAUGGAUUGACAAAGAUGUUGGUUACUGUCAAGGAAUGAGUGAUUUAUGCUCACCAAUGAUUGUGCUACUCAACGAUGAGGCAGAUGCGUUUUGGUGCUUUGAGAAGUUGAUGCGUAGAUUGCGAGGAAAUUUCAGAUGCACAGAUCAAUCUGUUGGGGUGGCUAACCAACUUCAGCACCUUGCAUCUAUCAUUCAGGUGCUGGACCCCAAGCUACAUGACCACCUAGAAACACUUGGUGGAGGUGACUAUCUUUUUGCAUUCCGUAUGUUCAUGGUUCUAUUUCGACGUGAGGUGUCAUUUGGGGACUCCUUGUACCUGUGGGAGAUGAUGUGGGCUCUCGAAUACGAUCCGGAUAUCUUCUUUGCAGCAUGUGAAGAAGCAAGCGGUGCACAUAAAAAAGUAUCGAAAUCAAAAUUAAGAGGAGUGCGCCAUUUUGCCAAGUGGGAUAAGGACAAGGACAAGGACAAGGACAAGGACAAGGACAAGGAUGUCUCUGAGGAAACUGAUGGCCCAGUUCCCAUUUCAGUUUUCAUGGUUGCAAGUGUGCUCAAGGAAAAGAGAGAAAAACUGUUACAAGAAGCUAGAGGACUGGAUGAUCUUAUUAGGAUAUUGAAUGAUGUAAAUGGGAAUUUAGAUGCGAAAAAAGCCUGCGCUGGAGCUCUGAAACUUCACAAGAAAUACCUCAAACUGGUACAGGCAAAGAAAACCUAA